CUGAUGUCACGAACUAUGAAUAGAAAAGAGCAGAAGCCCUGAGCUAUCCCUCCAGGCUCAUGACUUUUUAAAUUAGAUUAGAUUAGACUUUUCAUCGAUUUGAGCAAAGAACAGAAUCAUGAGUGGAAGAGGCAAAGGUCUGGGUAAGGGAGGUGCCAAGCGUCACCGCAAAGUCCUCCGCGACAACAUCCAGGGAAUCACCAAGCCCGCCAUUCGCCGCCUGGUUCGGCGCGGCGGCGUGAAGCGUAUCUCCGGUCUGAUCUAUGAAGAGAAUCACAGCAAGUUGAAGGUGUUCCUGGAGAACGUGAUCCGCGACACCGUCACUUACGAGCACGCCAAGUGAAAGACCGUCGCCGCUAUGGACGUGGUCUACGCAGGGCUGCACUCGGCGCUUAACAACCCGGAACCUGAACGCACCGUGAUUCUUAACCCAACGGCUCUUUUAAGAGCCACACGCUCUUUCAACUACUGAGAAAUCACCUCUGCACGUGUUUAAACUGUCGCGUGUUUUCACUCAGGUGUAUUUCAAGUCCGUUACACGGUCGUUUCGUACCAUCUCUAUAUUGUGUCCUUACAGUCCAGUGGACGUCUGCACCUGACGGUCAUACAGGACACGAGGUUGACCUGAGCAACACCAGCGUGCCUGUAGCUUACUGCUGUUCACUGUCUUACUGCGGAUACAUUAUUUCAAUUUAAACGACAUAAUCUUGACACACACAUGGACCGGGGAAAUGCCGGUCCGGCGAGGCGUCUUCCACGACGGUUUUUAUACAAAUAUGAAACUAUUGUUUUUCUACACAAAUAUCAUUUAGCUCAUAUGGGCCAUAUUUAAGUUAGUGUGUCGGUGGUUAUAUUAUUAAUUAAAGCAGAGUAAACACCGUAAACGUUUGCAUACAACAUGCUCGGCUGAGCUCGUCACGCAGGUGCAGUCAAUCACGUGUAAAUGUUCGCUGAUUUGAAGCCUAAAAGUUACACGUUAGAGAUGAUGGGAGUGGGGGAGAGAAGUGCUGUGACCUCUUGUAUUCUGAUGAAGUUGUUUAUGUACACCUUUUUAUAAGUUUUUUACUGUAUUUACAUCAAUCAAUAUUAAUUGAAGUUAACUGUCACAAUUUGUUUUCACUGCACUGUCGGCAGUUAAUGCUAUUAACUGGACCAGGUGUGUUCUCAGUCCAAAGAGUCAUGAGCCCUUUUCCAUCCAUAAUUUGUGACGUCAGGAGGGGGCCCGAGAGGUGGGAGGAGGCCUCAUGGGGUUUUAGCAAAUGAAGACCAAGGCACAAAUAAAGAAAUAAAAACAAACAAAACACUGUG
Molecule: messenger RNA, 1308 nt
Organism: Solea senegalensis (Senegalese sole)
Lineage: Eukaryota; Metazoa; Chordata; Actinopteri; Pleuronectiformes; Soleidae
Product: histone H4-like
Exons: 1
Coding region: 119-343 (74 amino acids)
Biological process (GO): nucleosome assembly
Cellular component (GO): nucleosome
Molecular function (GO): structural constituent of chromatin; DNA binding; protein heterodimerization activity
Source: RefSeq, a predicted model, not a curated record